AUGUGGUGCUGGCGAAGGAUGGAAAGAAUUAGUUUAACCGAAAAACUGUCAAAUGAAAGGAUAUUGGACAUUGUGGGUGAACGGAAAGCUUUGAUCGACACACUGGAGAACAGAUACUUAAGAAUGUUCGGCCACCUUGUGCGACACGACGAAUUCAUAAAGAACAUCAUUGAGGGAAAAGUGGAAGGAAAGAGAGGAUGGGGAAGACCGAGGAUAGCUUACACUAAGCAAAUUAAGGAAAAGGUUGGCAUCGAAUCGUGCAGGGGGCUUAAAGAGUUGGCGGAGGAUAGAGGGAGAUGGCGGAGGAUCCAUAGACAGCACCGACAAGAGCAUAACUCUUAA
Molecule: messenger RNA, 342 nt
Organism: Chilo suppressalis (striped riceborer)
Lineage: Eukaryota; Metazoa; Arthropoda; Insecta; Lepidoptera; Crambidae
Source: the annotation of a GenBank genome assembly